This is a messenger RNA of Ilyonectria robusta, 2612 nucleotides long. RefSeq lists its product as uncharacterized. Bases 216 to 2378 code for a protein of 720 amino acids. Gene Ontology annotation, molecular function: potassium ion transmembrane transporter activity. The transcript is spliced from 2 exons. The record is from RefSeq and is a predicted model, not a curated record. Lineage: Eukaryota; Fungi; Ascomycota; Sordariomycetes; Hypocreales; Nectriaceae. Gene Ontology annotation, biological process: potassium ion transmembrane transport. Gene Ontology annotation, cellular component: plasma membrane.
CGAUAUCGACCUCGUACGCUUGCUCUGGAUAGCAGCACUGUCGAACCCUUCGCAGGCGAAGAUCGAUUUGUGUUCGACGGCAGGACCGCUCACCUGUCAUUUACUCUCAUUCAACUUCGAUACCCGAUUUACGACUUUCCCUUCGUCCAUUUUUUCCAGCAAUUCCCCUGAUUCGGCAGGCCGUUUACUCCUUUACUCACGUUCAAUUCCACAACAUGGGUUGCCUCAGCCACCGCAAGAAGCAGACCGCGGAGACGGCCGAUCAGAGAUGGGAGUACAUCAACCUGAAGGACUUCAAGGCCAAGGGUUGCGGUACCGUUUUCGCCUACAUCUACCUGUGGUUCAUGCUCAUCAUCUCCAUUGCCGUAUACGCCGUCGACAGUUUUACCGCCGUCAAUUUACUCGCCUUCAACCGCUGGUCUGGAGGCAUUGACCCAGCCAUUAACAUCGAUAUCAGCAAGUGGAUUUUCUCCAUCUGUAUCAUCCUUUCCUUCCUCAACCUCGGAUAUGAAGGUAUUCGUGCCAUCAAAGUUAUUCGGCGAGGAAAUGUUGCCGAAUGCUAUAUGGACAGUCUUGCAGUUCGAUGGGAAUCGAUCCGGUUGGGUUCUGGCUUGGGCUUCAGGAGAUUCCUUGUCUUCGCAGAGCUUACGAAGAGUAAAAAGGGCGCAGAGUACAUCGCCCUCUUUACCUACUUCAGCUUCCAGUCGUGGAUUCGUGUCAUCAUCUGCUCCGGGCCUCGCCAGGUCAUCAAUGCCUUCACAAUUAAGGCGGUGUAUGAUGCAAAGCUUGCUGCUACUUCCGACUCUGUCGGGGGCUCCAUCACCGCCUUCUUCCAGAAAAUCAAGGACCUUGCGGAGUCUGACUACCGCCAAGCGCUUACCCUCUCAGGCAUGUGCUUCACCCUGGUGAUUUGGGUCUUCUCAGCACUGUUUCUUCUCGCUGCUGUGCUUUUCUGGCUCUUCUUCCUCUGGCACUGGAUUCCUAGUGCUGAUGGUGGCCUCUCUGGUUACUGCUCACGCAAGGUCACCAAGACUUUGAUGAAGAUUGUAACCAAAACGGUUAACAAGGCACUGGCAAGGGAAGAGGCUAACCGUCUGAAAGCCGAAUUCAAAGCAGCUAAGAAGAAUGGCGAGAAACCUCCCAUGGAGCGUAUAGCAACUCUUCCCACCCUGCCAAAUGUUGGCCCCACGGACGACGACAAGAUUCCAAGCAUGCCAAUGCUGGGACGCAAUGACACUAUGGCGACACUUCCUGCUUAUUCGUCGCGUCCCGGAACCCCUGGUGGCGUGGAGUUGAGUAACAUGGACCAAAAGCGGACGCCUCCGUCGAGAACGGCCACCGGGAUGUCAAACGCAAGCUACCCAUCACGACCGGCACCUUCGAGGACGGGUACCAUGGCGUCGAACGCAAGCUAUCCACCACGACCCGCGCCUUCAAGAACAGGCACCGGGGUGUCAAACUCAAGCUACUCGUCACGAGCGCCCUUGAUCUCUACCGCCUCUGAGAUGGGUUACGGGAGGCCGCCUUCUCCUACCCCUCAGGUACCCAACCUGGACUACGAUGGCUAUCCCCAGUCCCAACCCACCAUGCCUAACUCGCAUGGCAACUUCGGUCCCCAGGCUCCUUUCCGCCCAAUGUUGUCAACUUCGAGUGGGGAUCGCUUUACCGAAACCCCUGCCCCCAUGCGUGGCGAGACACUGCCAUUCCCUCCCCCAGCUCGUGCGCCGAGUGCGCGACCCAUGGACAGCUAUUCGCAAUCCGGAGGAUCUUUCGUAUCUUCGCCGAUAUCCGCGCCAGCUCAAAGAUCAUACGAGGCCUAUAAUCCAGAUGGCCAGACGAGCCCCGUCAACUCCAAUUGGGGUGGACAACAAAGAGCCAUGGACCAACCCAUGCGAAACGCUACGGCUCCACCUCAGCCAGAUGGCCGGGCGAGCCCAGCACCGACGGCCAACUCCAACUGGGGCGGGCAACAAAGACCCAUUAAUCAGCCUAUGCGAAGUGCUACAGCUCCACUGCAGCCAGACGGCCGGGCCAGCCCAGCACCUACGGUCAACUCCAACUGGGGUGGGCAACAAAGACCCAUGAACCAACCCAUGCGAAGUGCUACUGGGCCACUUCCUCCCCGCGGACCCCAGUACCCUCCGCAACGGAACAUGACGGCCCCAACGCAGGCUCUUCCGCCAGUUGGAGGAUUUCAAGACCGAUAUUCAACGACUUCCUCAGUGACCUCCAAUUCAGUUGCUCCUUCUUCGAUGGUUCUCCCAGAGAAUGCUAUGAGAGCUUCCCCUGCGCCUCGCAUGGGUCCUUCGCCUGGCCCUGGUGGGCCACCUCAAGGAUAUGAUGUUGAAUCUCAAAGGGGACGAGAACGCUGGAACUAAGAAAUGACGUCGAUGGAUAUUUAAGGAUCGAUUUUGAGGAGGCUUAUUAACGAUUUUAACGAUCCGGGGCCAAGGAGUUGGCAUUGAAAAGAGGCCUAGCGUCUGAUGUAAUAUUGAUAUCCUAUUCUGCAUUCAGGGGGCUGGAAUUGAUAUGAUUGGGGUAUUUGAAGUCGCGUUUAGCUCGGCGAAGUACAGCGAUGUUGCAGUGAGGGCUGACUGGACCGUGACGUGACU